GCCGCCCGAUUCACGCGGCCAAUACGUCACUAUUCUUACUCAAAACAUCGUCAUUUUAUCAAAAAUAUUUAAUAUCUGUCUCUUUCUAAAUCGAUAAUACGAAGAGAGCUCGUGCUACAUUUUUCCCGCCAACGCCCAUCACACGUCACGCACUCUAGCCCGAUGAGUUAAGACAAUGGAUUCCCACAUUAUCACUCCAACUAUGACGUUCCGUUGAUUCAUCUAACACCUACUAAUUUCUUAUCAUCGAUCGGUAAAUUCGACUUUAUUUUUUAAACAAUAACAUCCUCGGUCUAGUUGAAUUUGUGAAUCGCGUGAUUGUAGAUUUAGUGCAAUCGCAACGUUUAUUGAAUGCGCCAAAGUUUGUGUGUUUAGGAUUUGAAACUACAAUGUGAUGUGCGGAAAUUCACGGUCUUUGUUUGUAAAUCGCUUUCAUUAUAAAAAUAAUAAAGUCAACGGUCUAUCAAUGUGUGUUAUGGGGGCGCUAUGCCGAUUUCACGCCAAAUACGUUAUAGAGGGCGAGCUGGAAACGGAGUGGUUGCAGGCGGCAGGGCUGGGCUCGCUGGCAGCACCGGCACGCGCUGGUCUCGAGGUGACGGAGGCGCAGCUGGGCGAGGCGGUGCGCCCGCUGCCACGCGACCAGGCCGCCGCCGUGCGCCGCCGCGUGCGCCGCCUUAACCGCACUGUGCGUCGCAAGCGCGCCGCCUCGCGUGCCCGCAAACCAGAUAUCAGAGAUGUCUUUAGAGAUUUAGAGAACUCUAGCGGCAGCGAGCCUCGGUCGCGCAGCGCGACCCCGGACUCGCUGGACUCGCUGCCAAGCGCCGGCUCCGGCUCACCGCCCGCCGAGUGGGCCGACGCGCCUACGCCCACAGACUUCGUCGACACAUACCAGGGCGGUGGUCACAGUGCGCUGGGCCGCACGCCGUCGGCGCCGGCGCCGCGUCGCGCCCGUCUCUCUCCGCCCGGACAGCACUCCCCGCCCGCCUCGCAGCACUCCCCUCCCGCCCCGCACCGCGGACACGACCUCUUCAAGCCCAACGACCUGCACUGGGCUGACAUUGCUUCUAACACCGAGGGCAUAGAACUCCUGGGCUACCAAAGAUACGGCACAGUGCAGGGCCCGAGGAUAGGCAAGGAGAGAAUCAACGGGUCCAUCCUCAAAGAUAGUGAUCCUUUCGUCAAGAAGCACGCGGUGGUGUCGCGCGCCAAGAGUGUGGCGAGUGCGGGCAGCGCCGCGCAGCAGCCGCUCAGCUUUGAGCAUAAGUUCAACCUCGACCGGCAAGUCCUCAACCAGGAGGAGGAAUGGCCGGAGGAGGGCAGCACUGUGGACAUCGAGUGCGUGGCUGAGCCGACACUGAAGAAGCUGCAGCCGCUGGUGUGGCUCGAGCUCACCGCGCUCUUCGACCGCUACUCGCUGCCCUUCCACAAGCGCAAGCCGCACAAGAAGAAGAGGAAAGAAGAAGGCUCAGUGUUCGGGGUGUCUGUGGAGACGCUGCUGCGAAAGGACAUGAUCUUGUGGGAGGAGACGUGGAGCUCGGUGCCGAGCGUGCUGCGCGCCGUGUCCGCCGCGCUGGCGCAGCGCUGCGCCGAUGAGGGCCUGCUGCGCGUGCCCGGCAACAAGCAUAAGGUGGAGGCGCUGUGCCAGCUGGUGGAGCGCGAGUGGUGGUCUGAGCGCAGCGCGGUGGAGGCGGCGCUGCGGCGCGCGGCGGGACACGACCUGGCCGCGCUCUACAAGCGACUGCUGCGCGAGUUACCGCAGCCGCCGCUCACGCAGGAGCUGAUGCGCCUCUUCUACCACACGUACGCGCUCAGCGGCGGCACGCAGGCGCGCGCCCUCAACCUGCUCGUGCUGCUGCUGCCGGCCGAGCAGCGCGCCACCCUGCGCGCCGUGCUGCGCCUCGUGCGCGCCGUCGCCGCGCGCGCUGACCGCAACAAGAUGAGCGAGCACAACGUCGCCAUGAUCAUCGCGCCCACGCUCUUCCCGCCCAGUCUGCUGAUCAAGCCGACGGACAGCCUGGAGACGCAGGUGGCGACGGCGGCCAACAGCUGCGUGGUGACGGAGGCGCUGAUGCGGUGGGCGGACUCGCUGUGGCUGGUGCCGGCCUCGCUGCUGGCGGCGGCGCAGCGCAAGCCGCGCGCGCGACAUCACCACACCUGAGCACUGCGCAGAGCCCACAGCGCACUGCUCACUGCGCAGAGCCCACUACGCACUGCUCACUGCGCACUGCGCACUACUACUACUGGUGCGUUGGACUUAGUGCAAUUAGAAGUCGAGCGAGACUUGUAUUUAUUUAUACUAGUGAAGUGAAGUGAAGUUCGGUUGCAGCGACUUGUGUUACUUUCUGUCAGUCGAUCCAAAGAGUUUGCAGCAGGUAUUACGUGUAAAAAAAUACAUUACGAUAUUGUUAUAUGGUUUACAUCCCAAUUUAUAUGUAUAUUUUACUGUCCAACAAUAUAAUUUUGUUAUUCAUAACAGAAUGUUGGUCAGAAAUAUUAUCGGAAAUUAUUUGGACAUUUGAGGCAAAGUUAUCAUCAGAUAUUAUCAUCGAAUCAACAAAAUGUUGCAAAUUGUUAUAAAUUGGCCAUAACAAUGUUUAUUUUAAUAUCACAACUUUUAUUUGAGAAUGUAUUAUAAAAGACAAGAAUCGAAUAUAAAUAGAUAAUUCUAUUAUGUUAAGUUUAGUUUAAGAAAUGCAGGCAGUUUGCGUGAAAGUGACUCGUUGUGUUUUGUCUCGCAUUAUUACCAAUAUGUUAAAUAUCUAAGUCACUAUUUGGAUAGAUAUAAAAUAAUUAUACAUAACUUCUUUAACUUUAACCAACUUCCAAUAUGUAUGUUCUCAACCUAUAUGUUAUAACACAAUAUAAACAUUCUUAGUAAUAUUAAAGUCACAGUGAAAUAGAAUCCUAGCUAACUAUACUUUUAGAUUUAAUCUUAAAAUUAUUAUUGUUAAUAUUUUUCAGAAGACAUAUCGAGAAAUAUCAGAAUAUUGAGGCUUUUAUUUAUUAUUUGAUAUGGAGAAGAAAAUUUUCGACACAUUCAUUUUUAUUUUUAAUUAUCAGACAUCAGAUUUUAGAACAUUUUAGGACUUGUAUAUGAUACAGUUUUGGUUUGAACUUUAUUUUGUCAAGAUAUUUCUUUUGGCUAUUAUUUCUUAAAUAUAAAGGCAUAGUAUUUGAUUGUAAAAAAGGAACAAACUUUGUAUUGUUUAUUAAUGCAUUUAUUUAAGUGAAUAAAGAUGCCAAAUAUUCAUUUUAUUUGAAUUUUAGGCAAUUGAGAAAUAAUAUUGAAGUUCAUUCCAAUCUCCUUUAAAUUUUCUUAUAAAAUUAAUUCAUACAAUUUGUUGGAAUUAGGUGCCAUUGAAAUUGGUUGACUUGUAAGUUACCAUGUUGCGGAUUAAAUUUCCACUGUUGAAAUAUAUGCUAUAAAAACAUUUUGUCAUCUCUCUUAUCCUCUUAAAUCGUGUUUAACAUAUAACCUAUUUAACAGCGAUAAUAAUUUUGUCUAAACAGGCAGUGUAAACCUGC
Messenger RNA from Papilio xuthus (Asian swallowtail), 3525 nucleotides. RefSeq names its product Rho GTPase-activating protein conundrum (gene conu). Gene Ontology annotation, molecular function: GTPase activator activity. Lineage: Eukaryota; Metazoa; Arthropoda; Insecta; Lepidoptera; Papilionidae. Gene Ontology annotation, biological process: signal transduction; regulation of small GTPase mediated signal transduction; regulation of actin filament polymerization. The record is from RefSeq and is a predicted model, not a curated record. Gene Ontology annotation, cellular component: cytoplasm. The coding region runs from base 395 to 2158 and encodes 587 amino acids. The transcript has 10 exons.